This is a messenger RNA of Leptosia nina, 894 nucleotides long. NCBI's taxonomy places the organism in Eukaryota, Metazoa, Arthropoda, Insecta, Lepidoptera, Pieridae. The record is from the annotation of a GenBank genome assembly.
AUGUGCAAGCCGAUACAUCGGCGGUGGGGUACUUGCCACGCACUGAAAAUCUUUAGCACGCAUGUUAAAACGAUUGUCAGCGCUGCGGGUCUUGGUGAAUUACCAAUUCAUAUUUAUAUCGAGGGCUGCAUCAACCCACCAUGCCGAGUGAUACAGGGUGAAGACGUAGUUAUCAACGUUGUUUUCAAAGCUCCUUACACAAUUCGGAGCAUGAGAACAAAAGCGGUAGCUCUAUCGAUUAUUGACUAUCCCCUCGGUGAAAAUGGAAGAACGUGCAAUUUCCUAUCAAAUACGUAUUGUCCAAUUUUAAAGGACGAAAUUGUACAAUAUACGUUGCGCAUGCACAUUGAAAGGAUCUUCCCAACGGUUGCGGUGGACAUUAACUUCAGUGUCGUUGAUCAAGAUGAAAAGCCGAUAUGGUGUAUCAACACAGUGGUUCAAGUUCAGAGCCCUACUAGACAAGCUAUCGAUAUUGUCCUAGCAAAUACGGCGAUCUCCCAAUUCAUACUUACAUUGAAGGAUGCAGUACGCCCCCCUUGCCCCGUUAUAAGCGGAGAACAUGUGACUAUCAAUGUUGUUUUCAAAGUUCCUCGUACACUAAGAAGGAUGGAAACAAAAGCUUACGUGCCAUCUUACAAUAUCCACUUCCCACUGUUGGGAGAUUCAGUCACUUGCAAUUACCUUAGCAACACUUACUGUCCCGUUUUAAAAGAUGAAGUGGUGCAGUACACGUUGCGCAUGUUUAUACUACCGAGGUUGUCAGCAAUAACAUUGGAAAUUUACUUCUACGUAGCGGACGAAAAUCAACAACCAAUUUGGUGCAUAAGCGUCGGCAUAGCGGUUCAAAGCCCGACGAACAAUAUAAAUAUUCAAAACUCGACACUUAUUAAUUAG